Messenger RNA from Schistocerca piceifrons (Central American locust), 1650 nucleotides. Its product is annotated as alanyl-tRNA editing protein Aarsd1. Gene Ontology annotation, biological process: regulation of translational fidelity; alanyl-tRNA aminoacylation. The record is from RefSeq and is a predicted model, not a curated record. Gene Ontology annotation, molecular function: alanine-tRNA ligase activity; ATP binding; Ser-tRNA(Ala) deacylase activity. The transcript has 12 exons. The coding region runs from base 223 to 1458 and encodes 411 amino acids. NCBI's taxonomy places the organism in Eukaryota, Metazoa, Arthropoda, Insecta, Orthoptera, Acrididae.
UUUUCGUGGAUGCAAUUAGCUUAUUUUGUUUUGGAGAGUUGGCCACACUGAUGCAUUGUUUACAUUAAGUUUAAAGACAAGAUGCAGACAAUCAUGCUUAUCUUUUGAGUGAUUUGCAUGUUAGUGCAUGUAAAGAAGAGGUAGAAAAGCAUAAUUAAUAAUUAUAAGUCUGCAAGAGACGGACCCAGUCCUUUGUUAUAGCUGGAAUUAAAUUCAUAAGCCAUGGUAUUUGCCUGCCAAGCAGACAGUUUUCUGCGAGAGUUUUCUUCUAAAGUCGUGUCUUGUGCUGAAGCAAAACUAGAUUUAGUAAAAGAUGGGAAGAAACAAACAAUUGAUGGGUUUGAAGUGGUUUUAGAAGACACAAUUUUGUUUCCUGAGGGAGGAGGACAGCCAUCAGAUACAGGAUACUUAAAUGAAACACCAGUGAUUCAGGUUAAUCGACGAGGUGCUGAAGCUGUUCAUUUUGUUCAAUCAAAGUUCUCAGUUGGAGAAACAGUGAAACAAAAAGUAGACUGGGAGAGAAGGUUUGAUCACAUGCAGCAACAUUCGGGGCAGCACCUUCUCUCUGCUGUUGGUGAAACUGAAUUCAAUUGCCCCACGACUUCUUGGUGGCUUGGUGAAGAAACGUCGUAUGUUGAGCUUGCUACAACCAGUCUUACCGAGAGCAUUGUGGAUAAAUGGGAAGCUAUAGUGAAUGAAAAAAUAAGACUAGCAUUGCCUGUCACAGUCAAAGUAUACAGUAAGGGUGAUCCAUGGUUGGAUGAGGCACAUACUCGUGGGCUCCCAAAGGAUCAUGAAGGUGAUGUGCGUGUGAUCUCAAUUGAAGGAGUGGACAACAAUAUGUGUUGUGGUACACAUGUCAGCAAUCUUAGUCAGUUACAGGCAAUUAAAUUUUUAUAUUUUGAAAAAGGGAAGAAGAAUAAAACAAACUUGCAUUUCCUGGUUGGUGGACGGGUACUAAAGUAUUUGUCAAGCUGUCUUGAACGAGAAAGAAAGCUUACGGAGCUGUUACAGAGCAAUCCAAAUGAUCAUGUUAGCUUAGUGGAGAAACUCCAAAAAUCUGUGAAGAAUGCAAAUAAAAAUUUAGUAAAUGCCCUAAAAGAAAUUGCAGCAUAUGAGGUAGAAAAACUGAAGAGUCAAGAACCUAAGCCCAAAUUCUUCUGUCUUCACAGAAGCGAGGCUGAAAUGGAUUUCAUAAAUAUGUUCCUUAAGCUGUUUGCAGAUGAGAGUGUGCUGCUGCUACUUACUGUUGGUGAACCUAAGGGCUCUGGGCACAUGGUGUUGCAUGGAGAGCAAACUGCUGUCUCUGCUUUGGGUCAACAAAUCUGCAAACUUCUGGAUGGUAAAGGUGCAGGGAAAGGGACUCGAUUCCAAGCCAAGGUCAACAAUCUUAAAAAUAUUAGAGCUGCAGAGAGGUUGAUCAAAGAAUAUUUUCAAACAGGUCAGAAUGAAGUAUAAUGCUGCAUUAAAGAGUGAGAGUUAAUUAUUGUAUUAUAAAUUUUUGACAAUAUUUGCUGUGCAAUUCAUCAUGUUUCACAGUGUUAUAGAUAAGACUCAAUUUCAUAUAGCAGAUGAAACUGAGAUUUGUAAAUAAAACUGACAUAAAAUGUGUAAGAUGUUUAUCAUGAAUAAAGUGAAUUGCUGACUAUG